AUGUACUUUGUGGCCCAUGAUGAACACAAAGGUAUUUUGCUUUACACCACUCCAGAAUCGAACCGCUGCACCACUCCAGAUUCGAACCGCUGCACCACUCCAGAAUCGAACCGCUGCACCACUCCAGAAUCGAACCGCUGCACCACUCCAGAAUCGAACCGCUGCACCACUCCAGAAUCGAACCGCUGCACCACUCCAGAAUCGAACCGCUGCACCACUCCAGAAUCGAACCGCUGCACCACUCCAGAAUCGAACCGCUGCACCACUCCAGAAUCGAACCGCUGCACCACUCCAGAAUCGAACCGCUGCACCACUCCAGAAUCGAACCGCUGCACCACUCCAGAAUCGAACCGCUGCACCACUCCAGAGCCCUAA
Oncorhynchus gorbuscha (pink salmon) is the source of this 375-nucleotide messenger RNA. Its product is annotated as sperm mitochondrial-associated cysteine-rich protein-like. Bases 1 to 375 code for a protein of 124 amino acids. Lineage: Eukaryota; Metazoa; Chordata; Actinopteri; Salmoniformes; Salmonidae. The record is from RefSeq and is a predicted model, not a curated record. The transcript is spliced from 2 exons.